Cuscuta campestris is the source of this 1900-nucleotide messenger RNA. The record is from the annotation of a GenBank genome assembly. NCBI's taxonomy places the organism in Eukaryota, Viridiplantae, Streptophyta, Magnoliopsida, Solanales, Convolvulaceae.
UUCUGAAGUCCCAUCGUUACAAUUGCCGGAAUUCGCUGUCAACUCAGAUCCUCUCUGGUUAAAGCUUCAAAUCUGCUUCUUCCAUCUCAGUUUCGUUGUAUUUGACUCUCGCAAAGCUUCGUGCUCGCCGAAUUGUUCAUGUCUGGAGCAAUUAACGGACACUCGCCGGAUUCCGGCGGCCGGAGGAGCUUCAUGGAUCUGGCCAGGUCGCUGGGGCGCGAAGAGAUUCUGGAGAUUCUGUCCGGCGGAUUGUGCGGACACUGCGAGGGAGUUCUGCAGACUCGAAUUGAGAACCUCAAACAAAACAAUUCAACUGUAACAUCUUCAUCAGCUGAUAAUGGCAAGGCUGGCAGUACAGAGUUCUGUUCUGUCGAUUCAUCAGACGCAGCUUCUAGUGGUUGUAAUGGUGUCAGAUUAGACCGGAAUUCUCCCGCAUUCGUUCCAUCGGGUUGUCCAGAUUUGAUUGAAUCGAAGUACUUGAACCGGGCCAAGAAGUUUGAUUCUGAUUCAUCAUCACUAUCUGACAGUGGAAAGAACGAAACCACAGAUUUAUUUUGGGGCAACUCAUCGGACUGUGUUUCCAAUGACAGAAGGUUAGAUUCACCAUCUCCACCACCGGGCAAUCCUCGCGGGAAUGAACCGAGUUACUUGAACCUGUUCAUGAAAGCCGAUUCUGAUUCGUCUUCAUCACCUGCAUCAGUUAAUUGCAAACAAAAACCAGUGAGUAACCCAAACAUUGACAUAUGCCUUAAUGAUGGACUUAGUAGAAGAGAAGCAUCUCAAGAUGACAAGGGAUUAUCCGAGGAACAAAAGGAACACAUUAGAUUGGCACAAGUCAAGAGGAAGAAGGGCUUCGUCCAUUACGAGAAGGUAGAGGGUAGAAAAGUAAAUGUGCUCGAUGGUCUCGAGUUGCAUAGCCAAGUUUUCAAUGCUGCGGAGCAAUCGGAGAUUGUUGAAUCUGUUUAUAAGCUGCAGCGUAUGGGACAACAAGGACAACUUAGAGAGAGAACAUAUACUGAGCCAAGAAAAUGGAUGAGGGGUAAGGGGCGAGCAACGAUUCAGUUUGGAUGCUGUUACAACUAUGCAGUGGACAAAAACGGUAACCCUCCGGGCAUACUCAGAGAGGAAGAGGUGGACCCUCUGCCACCCAUAUUCAAGAAAAUGAUCAAACGGAUGGUGAGGUUUCGCGUUCUGCCCCCAACAUGUGUUCCCAACAGCUGCAUAGUCAACAUAUAUGACGAGGGCGACUGCAUUCCUCCCCAUAUUGACCACCAUGACUUUGUUAGACCCUUCUGUACAGUCUCCUUCUUGUCCGAAUGUAAUAUUCUUUUCGGCUCAAGUUUGAAGAUUGUCAGCCCCGGAGAAUUUUCUGGUCCUGUUUCUAUACCUCUGCCUGUUGGGUCUGUGCUCAUUCUACAAGGCAACGGAGCUGAUGUUGCAAAGCAUUGUGUACCGGCCGUUCCUUCUAAAAGGAUCUCUGUGACUUUCAGGAAAAUGGACGAAAGUAAAUUGCCGUACUGCUUUAGACAAGACCCAGAGCUGUCAAAGGUUGUCCCUCUGGUUCGUCGUCCUCAGCCCAAAGAACCAUCCCGGGAAACCAAUGGCGGGAACCGAAGUGUGGGCCCCGCACAAAACAAUCUCGCUUCGAGCGAAGAAUACCCUCCCCUCGGAAGCGUCAGCUCUUCCAAGAGGCGCACGAGCAGCAAAAGCAGUCGCUAGUGUUUUUCGGGCUGGGUUGCUGAAAUGAAUCUGGUUGUAAAACUAGUGAUAUUUCUUUUUUUUUUGGGUAGCAUUAAUGCAUUUUUUAGUUUUUUUUUUGCACUUUCAAUUAUUUGAUCAAUAUGUAUUCUGUAUUUCUGUUCUGUAACUCUAUAAGGCCAAAUAAGACAGGUAGCAUUGU